Ziziphus jujuba (common jujube) is the source of this 829-nucleotide messenger RNA. RefSeq lists its product as uncharacterized. Lineage: Eukaryota; Viridiplantae; Streptophyta; Magnoliopsida; Rosales; Rhamnaceae. The coding region runs from base 80 to 685 and encodes 201 amino acids. The record is from RefSeq and is a predicted model, not a curated record. The transcript has a single exon.
UCUCUCUCUCUCUCUCUCUCUCUCUCUCUCUCUAAAAAAAAAAAAAAAACCUUAAAAAUUAGAAAAUAAAGAAAAUAAAAUGGAACAGAAUCUACCAGUAAUAGCGAAGAGAAUAUGGAGGCUAGUACGCGCCGUAUUCUUCGUGUUGAGAAAAAGCAUGUCCAAGAGAAAACUACUCCUUGACCUCGACAUGAUGAUGAAGCGUGGCAAAAUCGCUGGCAAAGCUCUCGGCAACCUCAUGUUCCACCACCACCACCACCUCUUCACCGCCUCCGCGUCUGCCCGCCGAUCCGCCGACCACCCUAACCUCUCCUUCGCCUCCCAACGCGAGUACGAGUUCAGCUGCAGCAACACUCCUUCCUACCCUUUCUCCCUCUCCAAGCGCCGCAACCACUCCCACAACUUCUUCGGCUGCGCCCACGCGCCUCCCACCCUCGACGACGAGGCCACCACCGCCAAUGCCCUUAAAGCCGUGCUCGAGAUUUUGAACAAUAAUGACGUUGUUGUGGAGGCUUCUCCUGCACUUCCUGGCUUCGGAAAAAGCCCCAUGGUUCGCCAGCUUAGGAUCACCGACUCGCCCUUCCCCUUAAGGAACGUCGACGAUGAUGAUACUCAUGUUGAUGAAGCCGCAGAGGAGUUCAUCAAGAGGUUUUAUAAGGAUUUGAAGUUGCAGAGAGGAGAAUGAGAGAUUUUUAUUUUUACCGGCCAAACUAAUUUCGUGUAACUCCAAGUUUUAUUCAUGCUUAUGGGAAAAGCUAUAUAUAAUUGGAGGUAUUUGAGUCUUAAAAUAGUUGUUGAUAAAAACAAUAAAAAGCAAGCCUUGCUUUGA